This is a messenger RNA of Yamadazyma tenuis ATCC 10573, 1854 nucleotides long. It is a transcript of the gene STP2, whose product is annotated as Stp2p. NCBI's taxonomy places the organism in Eukaryota, Fungi, Ascomycota, Pichiomycetes, Serinales, Debaryomycetaceae. The record is from RefSeq and is a predicted model, not a curated record.
AUGAUCACCAACAAACUCGUGUUAUAUAUCCUACACCACCCGUUGGUUAAAGCUUUCCUUGCUAUUCUUUCUUUGUUUGUGUAUCCGCUCAACCAGUAUCUUAAGGAAUCCUAUGCCCAAAAGCCAUCCAAACACACCAUCAGAGGGUCCACUGCUUCCCACAAGACCCUCGACGCUUCUCCCAGACCCCUGAAGGCGUUGACCACAGCGGUUGAAAAAUCUCCUGACAACUUGUUUCCAGAAACCAUCAAGUAUUCCAACUUGAAAUGCUCAGUACAGCCUUGUUCUACCAGCGUAUCCACACAGAUGAUGCCAUAUCAAAAUGAACAGGGAGAAAUCGAGUGGGCGUUUACUGACGAUGCCUCUGUCAAGUCGGCUUCGUUCAACGAUAGCACUGCUGGCGCCAACGACAACAUUUCCCCGACCAUCUCCAACUCAUCCUCGAAUAACGAAUCCAUCAUGUCACUGAACCUCUUUGGUGGCUUUCAGGCUAGUGCCCAGCUCGCCAAGGGUAACCACAGUCCAAAGUCCACCAGUAGUCCAUCGCCACCCUUAUCGGCCCUUAAUGGUCCCGGAGACUCCAACAAGGCACACCAGUGUCCUCAAUGUGAAGCUACGUUUAAAUUGAGAGGCUACUUGACGAGACACUUGAAGAAACAUUCCAUCAAAAAGGCGUAUUGUUGUCCUUUCCACAAGUUUAGUGUAUACAUUGAUGAAGCAAACGUGACCCACCAAUGUCAUCCUACCGGUGGAUUUUCCAGAAGAGACACUUACAAGACUCAUUUGAAGUCCAGGCAUUUCCAGUAUCCUAAGGGUACCAAAACCAAAGAAAGGGCCAAGUCCUGUGGAAACUGCUCAAUGUGUGGAGAGUUCUUCCCCAACUCAGAAAUUUGGUGUGAAAUCCACAUUGAAGGUGGCGAGUGUAAAUUCUUACCGGCUGGCUUCAUCGGCAAGUCCCGAAUCAAGAAUAAGUUGAAGAAGGAAAUGAAGAGAAAGGGUAUUAAGAUUGAAACUGCUUAUACGGAGUAUUCGAGCUUGGUCAAUGAAAUCAUCAAGCAAGAAACUCUGAAGGGAAUCAAAACUGAAGAAAAUGAAUACGAAUACGAAAACGAAUAUGACUUUGAUUCUCAAGACCUUUCUCCCCUUUCAAGCGAAUUGAGCCAAUCUCCAAUGUUGGAAGCAGACAUUUCAAAGAAACACCAACAGCAACCACACUCCACAAGCUCCGUCCAACAAUUAAGUCCUCCCCACCAACAGUCUGUGAGUCCUCUUCAACAAAGAAACGAAGUGCAACAACGGGUGAACCCACCACAUACCCAAGCUGCUUCUGUUGCUCCUUUACAACAGGUUCAACAACAACAGAAUGUGCUUCCCAGUGCCAGUCAAUUUAAUGCCAAUCCCCAACAAAUGCCAAUUAUGAAUGAAUACUAUGAUAUUAAUGACCCUUACUUUUACACGCUAGACUAUGAUGAUGAGUUCUGUUUAGAUGUUGACCAAUUGAAUCAAUUUACUCCCGUGUCCAUGAGUUCUCCCGAUUCGGCUGCCGGCACCCAACGUCAAGUGAAUCCUAUGCUUUUGCAGCAACAAUAUCAAAUAAUGCAAAAGCAAAUGCAGAUGAACUUCAACAUGGCCAUGGGACCAAAUGGUAUCAAGAGUCAACAACUUCCUCAACAAUACCGUCAAGCAUUCACCAACCAGCAUCCCCAGCCUCAACAAAUCAACCAGCCUCCACAAGAGCAACAUCAAUACCAACAGAGCAACGGGCAACCAAUAAUGGGCAUGAAUACAGGGUUGAACACCGAUGAAUUGCAUAUUGACCAAUACAGUUUGCAAUCUCAAUAUGUUCAGUAUUAA